AUCAAAACACUAUCGGAAAUUGAAAAGUACAAAAACAAUUGUUUCCAAAAUCUGAGCAAGCAAGUGUUUGGCAUAUACAUCUACUCGUUUAAGGGAGUGAUCCGAAAUUUUUGCUCUAAAAAGGAGUCCAAGCGCCUGGAUGAAAUAAUAGCGUGCACACCCUGUAUGAAUAAAUACAGCAAUGUGAUUGGCAAAUGUUACGACACUAUUAUUAAUGAGUUAUUGGGUGCUAAAAAUGCACCAGAAAAUAAACGCAUACCCCACAUGUGCUGCGAUUACCUAAAAUACCUGAAAUGCUGUGAGGAUGGGUUAGCCGGCAAAUGUGAGCCCAAACACAUCGAGACCGGCAUCUGGUUCACCAGAAUGGUGUUCGGCGACGCUAUUAACCUAUUGUGCGGUGACUAUACCGAGGAGUCCGAUAAGUGCAGUAAACUAGGGCUGACCAAACAAGUAGCCAGCAUACUUAUCUACUCGUUAAAGAACUCAAUCGCCCAGUUAUGUAGCAAAGAGUCCAAAAAGCUGGAUGAGCUCAUAGCCAGCACCAAAUGUAUCAAUACGGCCACACCGGAAAUCAACCGGUGCUACACGAACCUCAUAGACGGCAUGUUGGGUACACUAAAUGCCCCUGAUAAUAAAAAGAUACCGCACGUGUGUUGUGAAUAUUACCGUAUAUUCCCGUGUAUUUCAACCAAAACCAAACGCAUACCGGUUUGCACUGAACAGCACGUGGAGACGGCAUUGAAUUUCGUGAAAUCAAUGUUAGGCAACGCCAUAGACCUCAUAUGCAGCGACUACACCGAAGGUAGCGAUAAGUGCGAGACAUUGGGACGACCGCCGAAAAAGUUGAAGUCUCAGAGGCGUACCAAAAUAGUUUGUGCGGUAAUCGGUGUCUCAUAUGCAGCCGAUUGUGACGUGAAUGAGGCCCGUCGUAUAGACGGUGCGAUGGCCAGGCUGUUGACUAUUGGCAACUCCGGUAGGAGUUUCCCGGAGUCCAAGGGAGACGACUUGAAACAGUACUGCGAGUAA
Molecule: messenger RNA, 1026 nt
Organism: Oppiella nova
Lineage: Eukaryota; Metazoa; Arthropoda; Arachnida; Sarcoptiformes; Oppiidae
Source: the annotation of a GenBank genome assembly